Scomber japonicus (chub mackerel) is the source of this 1536-nucleotide messenger RNA. RefSeq names its product aldehyde dehydrogenase 1 family, member A3 (gene aldh1a3). NCBI's taxonomy places the organism in Eukaryota, Metazoa, Chordata, Actinopteri, Scombriformes, Scombridae. The transcript has 13 exons. The record is from RefSeq and is a predicted model, not a curated record. Gene Ontology annotation, molecular function: aldehyde dehydrogenase (NAD+) activity. The coding region runs from base 1 to 1536 and encodes 511 amino acids.
AUGGCAAAAAACGGAACAACAGAGAAUGGAGUGGCUGCAGGGAUCCCAGCUAUGCUUUUUCCCCAGCCUGUCAAAGUACAGGAGAUCAGACACACCAAGAUUUUUAUCAACAAUGAAUGGCACACAUCCAGCAAAGGAAGGACAUUUCCAACUUUCAAUCCAGCCACAGGUGUCAAAAUCUGUGAUGUGGACGAGGCAGACAAAGAAGAUGUGGACAAGGCAGUAGAGGCAGCCAAGGUGGCCAGGCAGAGAGGCUCUAUGUGGCGGAGAAUGGAUGCAUCCAACCGGGGGAGGAUGUUGCACAAACUGGCUGACUUGAUGGAGAGGGACCGGCUGUUGCUGGCGACCCUGGAGACUCUGGACACAGGGAAGCCCUUCCUGCAGUCUGUCUUCAUUGACCUGGAGGGCAGUAUCAAAACGCUUCGUUAUUAUGCUGGCUGGACUGAUAAAAUCCAUGGCAAGAGUCUGUCUAUAGAUGAAAGCUUCAUGUGUUUCACCAAACAUGAACCUGUUGGCAUAUGUGGAGCCAUCAUUCCAUGGAACUUUCCUCUCUUGAUGUUCGUGUGGAAGAUAGCACCAGCCCUGAGCUGUGGAAACACUGUGGUAGUCAAGCCAGCAGAGCAGACCCCCCUCACGGCCCUCCACCUUGGAUCACUCAUCAAAGAGGCAGGGUUCCCUCCUGGAGUCAUAAACAUUGUUCCAGGGUUUGGUCCCACAGCAGGAGCAGCCAUCGCCAGCCACAUGGACAUUGAUAAAGUGGCCUUCACUGGUUCUACAGAGGUUGGCCAACUGAUUAAAGAAGCGGCAGCCAAAAGCAAUCUUAAGAGAGUGACUCUGGAACUUGGAGGGAAGAACCCCUGCAUUGUUUUUGCAGACUGUGAUUUGCAGCUGGCUGUACAGGAAACACAGAAAGGUGCUUUUUAUAACCAGGGUCAAUGCUGCACAGCUGCAUCUCGUGUCUUUGUGGAGGAAAGCAUUUAUGAAGAGUUUGUGCGCUGCAGUAUAGAAAACGCCAAGAAGAUUGUCAUAGGAGACCCGCUGGACCCUCAGACAUCUCACGGGCCACAGAUUGACAAACAGCAGUUUGAUAAAAUCAUGGAUCUGAUAGAGAGUGGGAAGAAGGAGGGAGCCAGGCUGGAGUGUGGAGGAGCAGCUGUGGACGAGAAGAGCCUCUUCAUUCAACCCACCAUCUUCACUGGAGUCGAAGACUACAUGCGUAUUGCUAAAGAAGAGAUCUUUGGUCCAGUGCAGUGUAUAUUCAGCUUCAGGAGCCAGCAGGAGGCCAUAAAAAGAGCAAACGAUUCUCAGUAUGGCCUGGUGUCAGCAGUCUUCACUACAAGUAUGGACCGAGCUCUGUCUGUGUCUGCAGCUCUGGAGACUGGCACUGUGUGGGUAAACUGUUAUAACGCCCUCCAUGCUCAGACUCCCUUUGGAGGGUAUAAGAUGUCAGGCAAUGGACGGGAACUUGGAGAGUAUGCUCUGGCUGAGUACUCGGAGGUAAAAACAGUGACUAUUAAAUUGACUGAAACACUGUGA